Chanos chanos (milkfish) is the source of this 1317-nucleotide messenger RNA. RefSeq lists its product as uncharacterized. The record is from RefSeq and is a predicted model, not a curated record. The transcript is spliced from 7 exons. Gene Ontology annotation, cellular component: membrane. Bases 138 to 782 code for a protein of 214 amino acids. NCBI's taxonomy places the organism in Eukaryota, Metazoa, Chordata, Actinopteri, Gonorynchiformes, Chanidae.
GUCUUGGGUGACUACAUUUAGCACAAACUGCGAAUGGGAGUUGAUCUCAGGUCAGGAACCUUGCGGGAAAUAAAAUGUACUAGGACAGUAGGCUACGGAAGAAGACUGUGACCCCACGACCGUCUUUAUUACAGUAGAUGACCAUGUCAAUGGAUGAAGUGACAGAUAUUAGCCCAGUAGAGGGCGACGCCGAACCACGCACGGAGGUUAUGGGUGGCACGAAGCCACUACACCGGUUCUUAAGAGGAGAGGUGAAGUAUGUUGGGAUUGCACUGGUGAUCCUUGGAAGUUCAAUGUUUAUAUUUGGCAUUCCACUCAAGAGGGACUGGAUGGAAAGCUCAGCAGAUUUCUACAGUUCGUUCUGGAUGGGAAUUUUGUUUGGCACCUGUGGUAUUCUCUACAUUCUGUCGGAGCGGAAUCCUACCAAAAAGAUUGUUGCAGCUAGUAUGGCCGUGGGUAUCAUUGCAAUAGUAGGGGUUCUAUUUGCAUGUGUGCAAUUCGUAAGAGCCAUGUUACUGUAUGCGCCUGAGCAUCAUUCUGCAAUGGAUGAAAUGAUUGACUUAAACUACUCGCACCCGUACAGUCCUUGGAUUGACUACCAUUAUUAUCAGUUAUGCGCACUAGAAGGAGUAUUCCUUUCUCACAGUUUGGCAGGAGGAGUGAUUCUCAUCGUAAUGACAGGGUUUGCACGGACUGCGCUGAAAUCCUCUAAAGCACAGGCUGUGGUCAUUAUGCAAAAUCUGCCGUCAGCAGAAUCUGCCCUUGUGUCACCGGCAAAGUGAUACAGAUAUGGUAAAAGGGAGAAAAAAAUGCCAUAUUUCAUUUUUACUGACGUUAUAUUCAGACAUAAAUGAUUUUUACAUGUAUAUAAAUAGUUAGAUAGCAAAUAAUCUUUUUGAUUAUGAUAUUCAUAAAGGAUGAAUGUAAUAAAAUAUAUAUAUACAUGGUCCAAACAAAUGUUAACAUAGUUUUAAGAACCACAGACAAAAGAAAUGAUGUGAGACAGAUUUGCAACUUUUUCAAGUAAGCCUUGUCCAUGUGUGAAAACAUUGUUAAAGACAGACAUAUAGUGUAUAAUACAAUACAGUGUGGUGAGCUGUGCUGUUUCUAUAAACAGAUUCCAAACAAAAACUAAGGAUAUAGUACAAGAAGACUUAAAAUACCAAAAUUACCAAAAACAAAAUGUCAGAAAUCCUUUAGCAGUAUUUUUAGACAUGGUUCAUAAAUGCUCACUGGUGCACAUUUCUGACUUGGUGAUAUUGUAAAACAUAUCUGUGUCUGAACUGAACAAAAACAAACAAUUAAAGUAUUGAGAAA